Hibiscus syriacus is the source of this 311-nucleotide messenger RNA. Its product is annotated as metallothionein-like protein type 2. The transcript is spliced from 3 exons. The coding region runs from base 57 to 302 and encodes 81 amino acids. NCBI's taxonomy places the organism in Eukaryota, Viridiplantae, Streptophyta, Magnoliopsida, Malvales, Malvaceae. Gene Ontology annotation, molecular function: metal ion binding. The record is from RefSeq and is a predicted model, not a curated record.
GAGUGUUAUUCUUCUUUGUAGCGGCUAAUUCGAAUCCAAAUCUCAUUCGAGUGAAAAUGUCCUGCUGUGGAGGAAACUGUGGAUGUGUAUCCUGUUGCAAAUGCGGCUCCGGCUGUGGAGGAUGCAAGAUGUACCCGGACACGAGGGAAAUGAGCUUUGUCGAGAAAUCCACAACUGAGACUCUUGUUCUUGGCGUGGCACCCCAGAAACCGCACUUUGAGGGAUCUGAGAUGGGAGUUGGGGCUGAGAACGGCUGCAAGUGUGGAGACAAUUGCACCUGCAACCCUUGCAACUGUAAAUGAGCCAAAGAU